AUGGUCAUUGACGAGGGUACACCUGAGUUUGCUAUGUCAUAUUCUGAUAACAUCGUCGAUGUAUCUCUUCCAGAUAUAGGGCCUAAAACCUCUCCAUCGAAUAACAGUUCUAAAGUACUAUACAAUGACAACACACUUCCUAGAGAUCAAGACGAUAAAUUAGCCAAUGAAGAUGAUGACGAUGAUGAUGUUAUCCCAACAGCUAUCGUUAUAAAAAAUAUUCCAUUUGCUAUCAAAAAGGAACAAUUAUUGGAAUUUAUUGAGAAAAAAGGUUUACCUUUACCUUACGCAUUUAAUUACCAUUUUGAUAAUGGUGUAUUUAGAGGUUUAGCUUUUGCUAAUUUUCAAUCAACAGAUGAAACUACCAAAGUGAUCGAUGUAUUAAAUGGUGAAGAAAUCGGCGGUAGAAAAUUAAGAGUUGAAUACAAAAAAAUGUUACCUCAAAUGGAAAGGGACAGAAUUGAACGUGAGAAGCGUGAAAAGAGAGGUCAGUUAGAGGAACAACAUAGUUUACUAAACUCUAAUUCACAUUUAUCCUUACAAUCGUUGAGUAGAACUGGAUUGAACAACAUGAAUAGUAGUACAUCCCUAUAUAAUGGAAAUCUCAAUUCUCAAUCUUCUAUUCAACUUUUUUCAACUUUUGUUGGUAGUAACAAUGGUAAUGCGAGUGGUGCCGGAAACAAAAAUAAUUUAUUGAAUACCAACAGUUCUACCAAUUUACUAAAUCAGCAAAAUCAAUCUUCUCAAUACCUUGUUAAUCAAAAUACAAAUUCUUCUUUGUAUGGAAACCAAGUUAACACUACAGAAAGAUUUUACCCACCAUUACCUUCAUCUACGGCGUUACCUCUUCCGCCUCAACAAUUAGAUUUUAAUGAUCCUGAUACCUUGGAAAUUUAUUCUCAAUUAUUAUUAUUUAAAGAACGAGAGAAGGUUUAUUAUGAGCUUGCCUAUCCAAUAGGUUUGUCAGCAAACUAUAAACGUAUUAUCAACGUUUUAUGUUCCUUUUUAGGCUUAGUUACUGCUUACGAUGUUUCCUUCAUUAUCGUUAGAAGGAAAAUAUUAGACCCAGGAAAUUUGCAAUCUCAUUUAAAUAUGCAAGGUCAAGCUGAUUUAAUUGGUUCAGUUCAUCCACUACAACCAAGUUCCACUGGUGGUUCACUUCACCAAUCGUUAUCUUACACAAGUUUGUUACAAGCACAUGCUGCAACUGCUGCUGCAAGUAACAAUGCACCAGUUGCUAGUAUAAAUACCCCUACUAAUAAUAAAAACAGUUUUAACUCUUCUCCUGCUAUUAAUAAUUAUGCUGGUAUUUUUGGUUCAAACUCUUCUCAAACUCUAUCGAAGACUGGAAGCCAAUCCCAAUUAUCUGUUGCUCAACCACAGAACAAUAAUGCUACCCAGACUCAACAAUCUUCUCUUCAAAAUCUGGAAUUGUCAAUGCAACAGCCAUUCAUCAGACAACAAAAUCCGUCCAGUUCUUCUCGAAUCCCAUCAGGUUACUCUUCAAACAAUAAUGCUAUGAAACAAAUGAAUGCUUUAUUGAGAAAUCAAACAUUGUCGCCUGCAAACAACCAGGCUCAAUCGCCCACUUCGAAUUUGCAAAGAGUUCCAUCUUUUUACAGUAACAAUUCGCUUGGAAAUUCGUCUACUUUGUUGUCCUCUCAAUUACAGGAUCCAUCUCAACAACCAUUUCAACAAUUGAUCGCUCAAAAUACAUCUGGAUCAGUCCAUUCGAAUUACUCAUCUCAAUCUUUCAUCGAUGAAGCUGCUCAGGGGAAUCACUUUUCGAAUUUGAACCAAAAUAACAAUGGAACAGUGAAUGAUAACUUAGAGGAAGGGUUAAGUCGCUCUCUAAGCGGUUUAGAUUUAUAA
Molecule: messenger RNA, 1872 nt
Organism: Tetrapisispora phaffii CBS 4417
Lineage: Eukaryota; Fungi; Ascomycota; Saccharomycetes; Saccharomycetales; Saccharomycetaceae
Exons: 1
Coding region: 1-1872 (623 amino acids)
Cellular component (GO): cytoplasm; nucleus
Molecular function (GO): mRNA binding
Source: RefSeq, a predicted model, not a curated record